UGUCAGGAAGCAGGGGGAGCAGACCGGCCCUUUACAGCCAGGAUCUGCGCGCGGACGGACUGGACACCACACGGCCCAGCGGCGAUGACCAUGAGCUGCGCAGUCCCUAUACUGAGCCUGAUGAUAUGUGCCGUCCUCCUCCUUCCCGCCUCCAUGGACAUCACUAAGAUCUCUUCCCGCCUUCCCCAUCAAAUACUCCUGAACACGUCAUUACAGGUGACCAACCCCCCUGUGAGAAUGGACAUCCUGUCAGUCAGCUGGGAACACAAUGAGCGCCCCCUGGUGGAGUAUAAAGAUGGCAACCUGACAUUUCACAGCCCUUCGGCCAAGAUGUAUAUGGAUCAGAUCAUGGUGGGAAACAUUUCUCUGGUUUUGACGAAUCUUACCCUGAGCGAUGCUGGGAACUAUACGUGUGUGGUCCACUAUGGCGGUGUGCUGCAAACUGCUGUCUACGCCCUCAUUAUAGAAUGUAAGGACGCCCACCUUAUGUGCGGAAACGUCCACAGGAUCCGCCUCUUGAACUUGACUCCUCCUCCUACAGAGAAGACCGGUGUCACCUUGGUCAGAUCAACCAAAAAAAGGCCUGUCCUGAAUGUCCAUGGGGAGGCGUCUAUCACCGCCAACUUGGGAGAGAGUGUUACUCUACCCUGUGACUUUCAGGUGGACGGUGAAAUUGAAGUUUCGAGGGUGACCGUCCAUUGGUCAAAAGAUGGGAAGACCAAGUAUUUCGCCAACAAGACGUGCUGUGAUUUCCCAGAUGGUUUUGAGAUUACGGAACAGGAUCUCAAGCAUGGUAGUGCGCCUCUCCAGCUGAGUAAUGUCCAAGAGAAGGACGCCGGGGUGUAUACGUGCGCCAUAAAGUACGAGACCAUGGAGGGAAGUGCGGACACCAUAUUUAACAUCCAUGGAAUGAAAGGACGACCUGUCCCGCAGACGUUUCCAGUGGAUGAUUCCAUUGUCCCAGAAGCAGAGCCUCAAUACAGGACCCUGAAGUUUGGCCUGGUCACGGGGGUGGUGGCUGUCUUCGGGAUCGUUGCUGUAUCUUUGUUCAUCUGCUAUAAAGGUUGAAAUCUGAUCACAAGCUUCAUCCUGAUGAAGAGUGGACCGGUCAAUGUCACCCGCCUUAAGUCUAUUUGAUGUCUUUGAGACGUUCAUCAUCAUUCUCUAUCAGGAUUACGAGUAACAGCGCCACACCUGUGCAGUGCUUAGUAUUGCAGCUCUGCUCCAUUGAAGUGGAACUAAGUUGCAAUACCACAACUACCUGAAGUGACACUGUUCCUGAAAGAAACAGCUAUAUUUCCCCUAAAUCCUGGGCAACUCCUUUUAAUUUCUACAGGCGAAACCUGAGGCCGAAAGAAGACAACAGUCGUGGGACAGCAGGAGUGGCCAUGUUUCUGAUUUACGCCUUUAUUCAGUGACCCCUGAACUUGCUGCUGAUUUUCACAUUUAGUUUUAUGUUCUUUGCAUUAUAUAUAUUCUAAUUGCAGUUUAUAUCGAAUUAUAUCUCUGCCAUGUCAUGAUAAUCUUAAAGGGCCAGUGUCUGGUUUUUAUAUUGGUAAAAAUUAAUCACUGUAUAAUGGAAUGAUCUGCAACUUUUCUUACAGAUGUUGAUGGAGAUUUAUUAUUGUGAAAUCCACUCUUUUUUCCCUUUGCACCAAAUUUGUGUCUCACAUGCACCAGAAAAUCUGAAUAAAACCCACAGACCCUACAGUUUUGCAUUGGGGUUUGAGAAAAGGAAGGUAACGUGUCCUCUGUUAGAUUCACAAAACCUUUCGAUUUAUCAUUGAAAUUCUCAAAUCUUAAACAGCGCUAUAAAGCCUUCAGCUAAUGUUUAGUUUAUCUUCUAAAAUUACUGUUAUUUUGCUAUAUAAAUUGUUUAAGUGUAAUACUUUGCUAUAACAUGAAUGAAUCUAAUUUAUGUCACAAGCUACGUUAUCAUUUAGAGUUAAUUUUAUUUGACUUUGUAUUCCUAUAUAAAGCUAUCAUUCAAUAACUUUAUACAACAAAACUAUUUGAAGCCUACUGUUAUAUAUUUGAAAUACCAAUAAAAAUCUAGUUCAAAC
Hyla sarda is the source of this 2063-nucleotide messenger RNA. RefSeq lists its product as uncharacterized. The coding region runs from base 85 to 1068 and encodes 327 amino acids. Lineage: Eukaryota; Metazoa; Chordata; Amphibia; Anura; Hylidae. Gene Ontology annotation, biological process: negative regulation of T cell proliferation; T cell costimulation; cell surface receptor signaling pathway. Gene Ontology annotation, cellular component: external side of plasma membrane. The transcript is spliced from 5 exons. The record is from RefSeq and is a predicted model, not a curated record.